CAAGUAUCCUUCCCAGUAUCAGGCUACAACCGGUACAUUUAAUCAUUGAGGACAACAUCUUUUCCUCACGACGCGAGCACCACUCCACCUUCGUUUGAGCAUCCGUCGGAGUUCGACUGUCUGUUGCACUGUGUCGUCUUUCCGCGACUGCAGCCAGUUUCAACCGCAUGGAGGAUUGUUCCCGUCUCUCCCUGAUUUGUGGCAAUUGCCAGUCAUAUUAGCCAAACAUGCGUCCCCUCCGCUUCUUACUGUUACUCCUCUUCUUCGUCGCUGUACCUGUAGCACUGACCAUUUCGUCAUUGCUGGCCAUCAACGCUGGCGACACCUUUCAGCCCGGCUUCAACACCAAAUCUGGCCGCCUAAGGGCUUUCUUCUCCUUCUCGACGCCCUCCUCCCUAUUUCCGCCCUCUGCGGUUAUCAGCCUAACCAACGACAACUCGACCUUCUUCCUAGCUAGGCCCGCUGCUUUCGGUCCCACCCUUCCAUCCAAGGGUCUGAGUGGUCAAUUGUGGGUGGGAAAAGGUUUCGGAGACGAUGCUCUGCUGAAAGAGGAGAAUAUCGAAGUGGCAGGAUGGGAACUGGGUUGCUCCGAUGUGCCAGGCUGGGCUGAAGAGAAGGCUAAGAGCAUCAAGAAUCUUCCCGCGGUCGGCCAAAGUCAGGCAAAGACCAAGGUACCGCGAAGUAUAGACAACGAUGGAUCAGGCCGUGACGAUCCCGAAUCUCAUUCCGAUGACAAUCUCCUUCAAGACGACGGCACCGACGACUAUUUACACCAUCCUCUACCUGAUUCGAACCCUGCAACCUCCGGUGAACCGGGCGAGCCUGCCAAUGCUGAUCUCUCAGACAAGAAGCAGGCCACCCAUGCCGACAUCGAAUCACUGCAAGAGAGUGCCGAUAUUGCUGGCAAGAUUGUCAUGCUGAGCCGUGGCGGCUGCGGGUUCUUGGAGAAAGUCAAAUGGGCUCAACGUCGUGGGGGAAUUGCCCUGAUUGUCGGCGACAAUGAGAAGGGGGCGCAGUUGACAAUCAUGUACGCGAAGGGUGAUACAUCGAAUAUAACAAUCCCUGCAUUGUUCACUUCAUACACGUCAGCGCACCUCUUGUCUUCGCUGGUACCUCAAGAAGAUGGCGACGAAGAAGAUGCCGGCUCCAAGGCACAUGACAAGGCGACGACAGUUAAUUCUGGUACGGACCAGAAGCAGCACGCGAACCAACCCAUCUUUACGUCCACCAAACCCGGACCUACGAGACCGACAUCUCUAUCGGCAGCUGGGUCUGAGGAGGCACAGGAUGAGAGCUGGGUGAAGAACGUUUUGUCGGUAGUGGGACUGGGAGACAACUCUCCAUUCUCUCAUGCCGAGGACAGCCGCCGUCCGCCCAGCAGUGGCAAUAUCGAUUGGGUCCUCCUGGAAGAUUGGAAGGAGGAGGCUCGCCCAGAUCUGAAGGAUAGCAAGAACACAUUGACUAGUGUCGCCUCGGUGGCCACCUCCACGCUCAAGGCAAAGUCAACGAGUUCCAAACGGAUUGGAGGGGACGACUUUGUGAUAGGAGUCCAAGACUGGCGAGAUACUGAUCUCGUAGCACCGAAAUCCACCACCACCUCACAAAAUCCUCCUGAGGAGGCUGGCAAGGCCCUGCCCACGGACACAGUGAGCUCCCCAAAAGCUUCCAGCAGUCCAGAUGCAACUCUGAAAGGCGGUAGCAUCACUCCCGGCAGUGGAGAAUACGAUCAUGAAAAGUCAGAGCAUCUGAAUCGUUUCCAGCGAGGCAAUGUACCGUCGAAUCGGGCACCUAGCGGUUCUGACACUCGUCAGGGUCAAGAAAAGGGUUCUUGGUUUCAAAUUUUCCGCUCUGGACAGGGAAUGAAAGAAGCCUUGCAGGAGAACGUACUUCUGAAUGAAAAGGACAACCAGGGAAAAGAAAAGAGCUCGAAAUCACCUUGCCCGGACGAUGAGCAUGAUCAUCCUGGUCUAUGGGUAACCCUCACGCCCACAAGUGUUUCUGCCAGUCCAUUCAUCGACACACUUCUGGUCCUAGUUGUCAGCCCACUGGUCACAUUGACAGUGGUCUACGCUCUUCUGCUUCUCCGCUCACGGAUUCGACGUCGAAGAUGGCGUGCACCAAAAUCCCUGGUCGACCGACUACCGGUUCGCACUUAUCAUACCAUGAGCACGGCAUCGUCCACUACUUCUUCACGGGUGGAAUCUCCGGAUGCAGCCUCACCCACUUCGCCACUGCUCAUCUCCGUGAGCCACAAUGUGUCCCAGCGACCUCGUCCGCGCUCACAGACCACCACAGGCAUCUUUUCUGGUGGAAGCGUAGAGAGCCAACUUUCGCAUUCCCGAAGCCCGCACACAGAAAAGCACACUUCCAAGCCGGCGAAACGGAAACGCUAUACGGGUCGACAGGUCGAAUGUGUGGUGUGUCUUGAAGAGUACGUCGACGGCGAAAGUCAAGUCAUGUCCCUACCAUGUGGUCAUGAAUUUCACGUCGAUUGUAUCACGCCUUGGCUUGUUACCAGGAGAAGGACUUGUCCGAUAUGCAAGGGAGAUGUUGUGAGGAGUAUGGCGAGACAGGGAAUGCAGCGAUAUGACGAGGAGGACGAGGAUGAUGAUAUUGGCGAUAGUCUUGAAUUCGGCCGGAGGGAAGGUGAAAGGACCAGUGACGACUUCCAAAACCGUGUGGCUCAGACUGUAAACCAGGAGCCCAGUGCAGCGAUUCCGAUCCCUUCCUUGAGUAGGGAAGACGAGGAUGUCGAACGAGGGCAGGACCCAGAUGUACCGUUCUUGGGGGGUUCAGACUCAGUGAGCUCGGAAUCAACCAUUACGCCGCAGAGACUGCGCCAAGAUCAUGGAAGAGGCACGGAGAGACGCCGGGACCGAGAAGGACAAUCCAUGUGGAGGAAUAUGGUCUCUGCAAGCGUUGGUCGACUCAGUGGAGAUACACUCUGGAGACAGACGCCCGUAGACCGAAGUCGGUGAGCUGGUUCUCGGUCGCCUGGUGGCGGUCUGCCUUGACAGGAUAUGUACGGGGCAUUGUUCCAAGAAGGGCGUAUGAAGUUUCUCUCGUGUCUCUACAACUCAAUAAUUCGCGAAGGGUGGACACGGCUCGCAUCGGGACACGAACACUGCAAUCAUGAUACCAGAUUCGACAUCGUGUCCUCAGCCCAGUGGUGUGAGCCUGAGCUUGGGUACGGGGCCCGUGGGGUGUCACUUUUAUAUUCAUUAUCGCAAAGGGGACCAUGACAACGGCUGGAGUCGAGGACUGUAACGAACACGGUGCAACAGGAGCGUCUGUAGCUGUAUUUUUCUUAUCCUGCAGGAGAGAAUACUGCAAUACUAGUUCUUUCUACGAAGCCAAC
Messenger RNA from Cladophialophora immunda, 3358 nucleotides. RefSeq lists its product as uncharacterized. The record is from RefSeq and is a predicted model, not a curated record. Gene Ontology annotation, molecular function: zinc ion binding. NCBI's taxonomy places the organism in Eukaryota, Fungi, Ascomycota, Eurotiomycetes, Chaetothyriales, Herpotrichiellaceae. The transcript has a single exon. Bases 228 to 2978 code for a protein of 916 amino acids.